This is a messenger RNA of Dissoconium aciculare CBS 342.82, 510 nucleotides long. RefSeq lists its product as uncharacterized. Bases 1 to 510 code for a protein of 169 amino acids. NCBI's taxonomy places the organism in Eukaryota, Fungi, Ascomycota, Dothideomycetes, Mycosphaerellales, Dissoconiaceae. The transcript has 5 exons. The record is from RefSeq and is a predicted model, not a curated record.
AUGCCUUCCUUCUCGACCAUUGCCGGUGUCGCAGUCACCGUUCUGGCGGCUGCCACUCAGGUCUCUGCCUACGACGCCGUGACCUUGAGCAAGCAGACCUGGUACGGAUACCCCGACAACGACCCACCAAGCAACCAGGUUGCUUACAACUGCCUUGGACGCGGAAACAAAGCCACCGGUGAUGGAUCGUUCGGUAACCCUCUCACCUACGCCACCAAGAAGGGCUCCUUCUUGCACAAGCCUUGCGAGAUCACCUGGUUCCCCUACCUCCAGAAGUACCUCGUGAUGGCCGACAUCUGCGCCGGCUGUGACGACGCUCAAAUUGAUAUCUGGAUCGGCAACGGCAACGGCGGCCAGGCCGAGCUCAACUGCGAGAACAACUCGCCUUCCGGAAACGGCCACAAGCUCAUCCGUGAUGGCUCCAACAGCCACUCCGCUAACACCAAUGCCUUGUGGAGCUCUGGUGGCGGUUGCCAGGUCAAGAACAACGUCUACCCCGACGGCAACUAG